Molecule: messenger RNA, 2409 nt
Organism: Lagenorhynchus albirostris (white-beaked dolphin)
Lineage: Eukaryota; Metazoa; Chordata; Mammalia; Artiodactyla; Delphinidae
Gene: TTLL8
Product: tubulin tyrosine ligase like 8
Exons: 13
Coding region: 1-2409 (802 amino acids)
Biological process (GO): cilium assembly; protein polyglycylation; cilium movement
Cellular component (GO): cilium
Molecular function (GO): protein-glycine ligase activity, initiating
Source: RefSeq, a predicted model, not a curated record
AUGCCCGGCCCCCGGCGCCCCGGCCCCCGCGCGGGCCGUGGCCGCGCCUCGGACUGCAGCCCCUGCCGGGGGCCCCGCCUGGAUGCCCCCGACCGCGGCCUGUGGGACCCCACGGCCCCCGCGCGCUGUCGUCCCCGGAGCCGCACUCUGAGCCACUCCCGCAGCCGCUCCCGCCGCCCCCUGCCGCCCGCGCGCCCGCGCAACCCCACGCCCCGCUCCGGCCGCCGCCGAGCCGCGCUCCCCGGGCCCCGCUGCCGGCGCCCCGGUGCUGCUGCACAAUGCGCCGCGCGGCCCGGGCCCGUCACCCCGGGCAACCGGAGGACGCGGGACGGCGCGACGCGGGGCGAGGGCACGGGCCCCCUCCCGGGGGUCCAGGCAGUGGAAGGGAGGAAAGUUGAGGUGCCCGAGGCCGAGGCCGGAAUGGAACCGUCUGCGUCAUCGGAAGCGGAGCGGAGAGGAGAAUCUAAAUUAAAACGAGGAAUUUCCCAAGACUUGAUUUCUUCCCCCAAAUUAGACAAAUACAAAAUAGCAAGACAAUUAACGGACAAGGCAAUCAAGGAAAAGAAGAUCUUCUCCAUCUACGGACACUCCCCGGUGAUCCGGGCCUCCCUGCGGAGGAAGGGCUGGGUGGAGAAGAGGUUCCACUUUCUGCCCAAGGUCGUUCCGAGUGUCAAAGACGAAGGGGAAGGAGCGCCAGAAAACAAACAUGCUGAAGGCAAAGAAAGUCAAGAAGUGGCUUUGAGGAAAACAGACGACAUCCACGAUGUGAUGUCCAGGUUGGUAAAAAAUGAAACACCAUACUUCCUCUGGACAAUCAAAAGGGACAUCAUUGACUAUCACAGCCUGAGCUGCGACCAGAUGCUGAAUCACUACGGGAAGACGGCGUCCUUCACCACCAAGAUCGGGCUGUGCGUGAGCCUGCGGAGCCUGCCGUGGUACGUCCAGGCCAACCCCGACUCCUUCUUCCCACGCUGCUAUGGCCUCUGCACCGAGAGCGAGAAGCGAGAGUUCCUGGACGACUUCCGGCGCACGGUGGCCUCCAGCAUCCUCAAGUGGGUGGUCAGCCACCAGAACUGCAGCAGGAGCACACCCAAGGGCUGGAAGGAAGAGGCCGGUGACAGUGGCCCCAGCAACAAGCGAGUUCCUGAGAGCACAGGAUCGAGGCUCACAGGCCUCUCAGGGCAGCUGGUGGACGUCGCGUGCAGGGCGUGCGAGGCCUACCUGGGGCGGCUGGAGCACGAGGACAUCGACCUCUCUGAAGACGCCGCCAAGGACCUCACGGAGGACGAGUGGAAGGACCUGACCCAGCAGUACUACAGGCUCAUUCACGGCGAGGCGUUCAUCUCCAAUUCCAGAAAUUACUUUUCGCAGUGCCAAGCUCUGCUGAAGAAAAUCACCUCUGUGAACCCUCAGACGGAGAUCGACGGGCUUCGGAACAUCUGGAUCGUAAAGCCCGCGGCCAAGUCCCGGGGACGAGACAUAGUGUGCCUGAACCACGUGGAGGAGAUCCUGGAGCUGGCUACAGACCCACCGCCCGCCAAGGGCAACAAGUGGGUGGUGCAGAAGUACAUCGAGUCGCCGCUGCUCAUCUACGACACCAAGUUUGACAUCCGGCAGUGGUUCCUGGUCACCGACUGGAACCCGCUGACCAUCUGGUUCUACAAGGAGAGCUACCUGCGCUUUUCGACACAGCGCUUCUCCCUGGACAAUCUGGACAGCGCCAUCCACCUGUGCAACAACUCCAUCCAGAAGCACCUGAAGAAUGACAAGGACCGGAGCCCCCUGCUGCCGGAUCACAACAUGUGGACCAGCACCGAGUUCCAGGAGUACCUGCAGAAGAGGGGCCGCGGGGCCGUGUGGGGCAGCGUCAUCUACCCGUCCAUGAAGAGGGCCGUCACCAACACCAUGAAGGUGGCGCAGGACCACGUAGACCCGCGGAAGAACAGCUUCGAGCUGUACGGCGCCGACUUCAUCCUCGGCUGCGACUUCAAGCCCUGGCUCAUCGAGAUCAACUCUAGCCCCACCAUGCACGCGUCCACGCCGGUCACGGCUCGGCUCUGCGCGCAGGUGCAGGAGGACACCAUCAAGGUGGUGGUGGACCGCAAGGUCGACCGAAACUGUGACGUCGGCAACUUCGAGCUGCUGUGGAGACAGCCUGCAGUGGAGCUGCCCCCCUUCCCGGGGUCCGACCUCUUCGUGGAAGGGGUGGGUGUGUGGAAAGCCAAGAAGCAGAUGACGCCCAUCUCCAACUUUGACUUUGCAUCUCCGCUCUUGGACAUUCAUCCACCAGGGGAGAGGUGCCCCCCGGCCAUGCCACACCUGGCUCCGGGGCCACCACGAAUGGCUCUCCAGCAAGACUUGAAACUGAAAGACGAAAAGGUGCUUCCUUGCACCUUGCCUGUGCCCUAA